ACCGCAUCGUCGUCGCGCGCCAGGCUUCGAGAGACCGUCCGUCAUUCCCGCCUACGACCAUUCGCCAUUCCGUUCAUGGAUGCUUCUUCUCCAGCAAUAGCCGGCGCUGUGCUGAACGAUUGGGAUCUCGCCCGCGAAGCGCCCCCGCUCUUUGCCUCCUGCACUGACACCCCACGGCCAUCGAGUCCCGCCGCUGGUCCAUCCCUUCUUUCGUCCGCCACCGGUACAGGUCUACCUUCAAUCGCCAACAGCACGCGUCUACCCUCGCAUGUCGUCGGCUCAUUCCCCUCGCACGUCGCCUACUCGCUCCCCUCGCAUGUCGCCUAUUCGCUCCCCUCACCGCCCAGUACCACUUUCGCCGCCAUCGACGUGCUCCACGACGCGUUUACCGGCGGAGUCGAGCGCAUGCAUCGCCACGAAGUCGAGCGUCUACAUCGCCACGAAGUCGAGUGUCUGCAUCGCCACGAAGUCGAGCGUCUGCAUCGCCACGGAGUCGAGCGUCUGUAUCGCCACGACCUCGAAGCCUUUAUUUGGAUCUUGAUCUGGGUCGCAUGCUGCGUCGAGGGCGGAAAACCCCUCGAACCCUUGCCCGAAUCGCUCGAAGGCUUGGUAUUGGGAGACGCGAGCUUGGUAUCGGGAGGCGCGAGCUGGGUAUCGGGAGACGCGAGCUGGGUAUCGGGAGGCGCGAGCUUGGGAUCGGGAGACGCGAAACAAUACCAAUUCGCCAAGUUGUAUUCUCUCCGCUUCGGUCACAACGCUGUAAAGCCGACCCGACGUGGGCAGCAGAAGGCAGGCUCACGGAUGCCCUGCGGAUUUUUGUGUGGAAGGUACAGGCCAGAGGGGCAGAAGUAGAGAACAUGCCAGAAAGGCAGAAGUCGAGUAUGACGUGACGGGGCAGGCCAUUCCUCCGAAGGAAGAGGAUGACCCGGAGAUGGGAUGGAAAGAGUUUUUGCAGGUUCUGCGGAAGGAGUUUCUGCAGGUUCUCCGAAAGGCGG
This is a messenger RNA of Schizophyllum commune H4-8, 995 nucleotides long. RefSeq lists its product as uncharacterized. Lineage: Eukaryota; Fungi; Basidiomycota; Agaricomycetes; Agaricales; Schizophyllaceae. The coding region runs from base 76 to 852 and encodes 258 amino acids. The record is from RefSeq and is a predicted model, not a curated record. The transcript has a single exon.